AUCUCCAGAUUAAAAUCCUGCCCAGGUGGACACUAUAGCCUGCUCGGAUUAUUAUGGUCUGGUUGCUAUGUGCCAGUUUCCCAGGAGGCCAUGUGACUGACUGUAAUGCCCCCUACCAACACACACAUCCAACCUUCCCUUGUUUUUUAGGAGUUGUGUAUAUUAUGGGAUGGCACUGGACUAUUAUGGGAUGGCAGAGCAGAGCAAGGGAGGGUGGGGUGCCAUCUCUAUAGUAACAUGGUUGCUAUGGGGGUAGGGACAGUGUGUGUGUGUCAGUGUGUGUGUGUGUUAGGCAGGGUGACUAUUAUGGUCUGUAGGUUGCGAGGUGGCUGUGCUGAGUUCAGAGUGUGUGUGUGUGUGUGUGUGUGUGUGUGUGUAGGAUUAUUAUGGGAUGUCCACCCCCCCCCCGCCGGUCUCUUUGUGUGUGUGUGUGUAUAUGUGUGUCUAUGUGAGUGUGUGUGAGGGACUGGAGAGGAAAAGCAGGGGGUGAACACUGAACACUGGACGUCGUGUCUAAAUUUAAUUACAGCAUUAGCAGAGCGCUCUUUUUGCCCCGGAAGUUCCACAUCAGUUUAAUAAGGUUUGAAUUCAGUAAUCAGCUAAAAUAAAGACACCAGGAGUGUGUGGUACCUGCUCCUGCGACUGACCUAUGCACGAGCGUUUGAGCCUGCAAGAUGUCAGGAAGUGAAGAGGAGAACGCAGAGCUGUUUGGAUCCAGGAGUGUGUUACAUGAUGUUGGAGCAGAGGAGCACACACCUGAGAUAGAACCUUCAAAAUCCAAGAAGAAGAAAAAAGCAAAGAAGAGUAAAGAGAGUAGGAGCAGUAAACGGCAAAAAGCUGUCAGAGAGGAGGUGAUGGUGAGCUCUCCCGAAGCUCGGGAGGCUGUGCGGAUGAUGGAAGAGGAGGAGGAUGAAGAUGAAGAGGAAGAGCGGGCUGUGCGAUCAGACAGCGAGGGGAGCGAUUAUGCUCCCAGCAAGAAGAAGAAGAAGAAAUCCAGCUCCUCGUCUAAAGACAGGAAAAAAACAGAUAAGAGUGGCGGAGGGAGAAACAAACUGAAGGUUCACGACCCGGACGAAGAAGAUGAGGAAGAUGAUGAUGAUAUUGGACAGGGGCCGAAAUCUUCGUCCCAGCUCCUGGCUGAGUGGGGGAUGAAGGAUAUUGACUACACCUUCACACAGGAGGACUAUCAAACACUUACCAACUACAAAGCCUUCAGUCAGAUGAUCAGGCCUCUGAUUGCAGCACGGAAUCCAAAAAUCGCUGUGUCAAAGAUGAUGAUGGUUUUGGGAGCAAAGUGGCGUGAGUUCAGCACCAACAAUCCCUUAAAAGGGUCUGCGAAUGCUUGCCUUGCCCCUCAGACUGGUGAGAUUGUGACUACACCUGGAGGGGUGGAACUAACAGCACCUAAGGCUCCUUCCAUGGUAACAACAUCAUCAUCACCCUUAGGGGCAGCAACAACACAACAGCCAGUGCCUGCUGCACCACCAAUUCGCAAAGCUAAGACCAAAGAAGGCAAAGGCCCUAAUGCUCGCAGGAAGACAAAGCCCAAACCACAGGAUAAGAAAGCUAAAGCAAAGAAAGUGGCACCACUCAAAAUAAAACUGGCCGCAUUUAAGAGGAAAAGAUCAUCAAGUGGUGAAGAAGAUGACGGUGAAAGCGAUUUUGAUGGUUUUUCGGUGAGUGAUGGGUCAAGCCGCAGCAGCCGCACAAAGAGCAAAAAGUUAAAGGCCGCCAAGAAGAAAAAGAAAGUGAAUGAAGAAGGAGACGGGUAUGAGACAGAUCACCAGGAUUACUGUGAGGUGUGUCAGCAGGGCGGGGAGAUCAUCCUGUGUGACACGUGUCCCAGAGCCUAUCACAUGGUGUGUCUGGACCCUGACAUGGAGAAAGCGCCUGAGGGCACAUGGAGCUGCCCCCACUGUGAGAAGGAGGGGAUCCAGUGGGAGGCACGUGAGGAGAGCUCAGAAGCUGAGGAGGAGAAUGAUAGAGGAAUGAGGGAUGAUGGCGUGAUGGAGGAGGAAGAGGAGGAUGAUCAUCACAUGGAGUACUGUCGGGUGUGUAAGGAUGGAGGAGAGCUGCUGUGCUGUGAUACCUGUCCAUCAUCUUAUCACCUGCACUGUCUGAAUCCCCCCCUACCUGAAAUUCCCAAUGGAGAGUGGAUCUGUCCCCGCUGCAGGUGUCCCCCUCUGAAGGGAAAAGUCCAGAAAGUCCUGACAUGGCGUUGGGGUGAAGCCCCACCUCCUAUUCCAGUGCCCCGCCCACCCGAUCUUCCAACCGACGCCCCUGAUCCACCUCCUCUGGUUGGCCGAAAGGAAAGAGAGUUUUUCGUAAAGUGGUGCAACAUGUCAUAUUGGCACUGCUCAUGGGUCCAGGAAUUACAGUUGGAGCUGAACUGUCAGGUGAUGUUCCGUAACUUUCAGCGUAAGACUGAUAUGGAGGAGCCCCCGAGUAUAGAUCAGGCUGAGUGCGAUGAUAAUAAGAGCAUGAGGAGAAAGAGUAAAGACCCACUUUACGCUCGCAUGGACGAUCAGUUCGGACGCUACGGAGUGAAAAUGGAGUGGCUACUGAUCCAGCGCAUCCUUAACCACAGUGUGGAUAAGAAGAGUAACGCUGUUCAUUACCUGAUUAAAUGGAGAGAUCUGCCAUAUGAUCAGUCAUCCUGGGAAAGUGAGGACACGGACAUCCCUGAUUAUGACACAUAUAAACAGCACUACUGGAAUCACAGAGAGAUGAUGAUUGGUGAUGAGGGCAGACCAGGCAAGAAGCUGAAGAAAGUGAAAGUGCGAAAGAUAGAAAAACCUCCGGUGAACCCUGUGGUAGAUCCAACAGUGAAGUUUGACAGACAGCCGGAGUAUCUGGAUUUGACUGGGGGGACAUUACACCCCUAUCAGCUGGAGGGACUCAACUGGCUGCGGUUCUCCUGGUCUCAGGGCACAGACACCAUCCUUGCCGAUGAGAUGGGCCUCGGCAAGACCGUACAGACUGCAGUCUUCCUGUACUCACUUUUCAAAGAAGGUCACUCUAAAGGCCCUUUCCUGGUGAGCGCUCCUCUCUCCACUAUCAUUAACUGGGAACGUGAGUUUGAGAUGUGGGCUCCAGACAUGUACGUUGUCACGUAUGUGGGUGAUAAAGACAGUCGAGCCGUGAUCCGUGAGAAUGAAUUCAGCUUUGAGAAUCAUGCCAUCCGUGGAGGAAAGAAGGCAUCCAAGAUGAAGAAAGAGGCAGCGGUGAAGUUCCACGUGUUGUUGACAUCCUACGAGUUGAUUACAAUCGAUCAGGCUGUGUUGGGAUCUAUAGACUGGGCAUGUCUCGUAGUGGAUGAAGCCCAUCGCCUAAAGAACAACCAGUCCAAGUUUUUCAGGGUGUUGAAUAAUUAUCCGCUGCAACAUAAAUUGUUGUUAACGGGAACUCCGUUGCAGAACAACCUGGAGGAACUGUUCCACCUGCUCAACUUUCUCACUCCUGAGAGGUUCAAUAAUCUAGAAGGGUUUCUGGAGGAGUUUGCAGACAUAGCUAAGGAGGAUCAGAUUAAGAAGCUGCAUGACAUGUUGGGACCUCACAUGCUGCGGCGUCUUAAAGCCGACGUCUUCAAACACAUGCCGUCUAAAACCGAGCUCAUUGUCCGAGUUGAGCUCAGCACCAUGCAGAAGAAAUAUUACAAGUACAUCCUCACACGUAACUUUGAAGCUCUGAACACACGUGGUGGUGGGAACCAGGUGUCCCUCCUGAACGUGGUGAUGGAUCUGAAAAAGUGCUGUAACCACCCCUACCUGUUCCCUACGGCCGCUAUUGAAGCCCCUAAAAUGCCCAAUGGGAUGUAUGAAGGUGGGGCUCUUACAAAGUCUUCUGGGAAAUUACUGCUGCUGUGUAAGAUGCUAAGGAAGCUGAAAGUGGAAGGACACAGAGUACUCAUCUUCUCACAGAUGACGAAGAUGUUGGAUUUACUAGAGGAUUUCCUGGAGAAUGAGGGAUAUAAAUAUGAACGGAUUGAUGGAGGGGUGACGGGGGUGAUGAGACAGGAGGCCAUCGACAGGUUCAACGCUCCUGGAGCUCCUCAGUUUGUGUUUCUGCUCUCUACACGAGCAGGGGGUUUAGGAAUUAACCUGGCAACCGCAGACACCGUCAUCAUCUAUGACUCCGACUGGAACCCACACAAUGACAUUCAGGCGUUCAGCAGGGCUCACCGUAUCGGUCAGAACAGGAAGGUGAUGAUCUAUCGCUUUGUCACUAAGGCGUCUGUGGAGGAGAGAAUCACUCAGGUGGCAAAGAAGAAGAUGAUGCUAACUCACUUAGUGGUUCGUCCUGGUUUGGGCUCAAAAGCAGGCUCCAUGUCCAAACAGGAACUGGAUGAUAUUUUAAAAUUUGGCACUGAGCAGCUGUUUAAAGACGACCCAGGAGAAGGUGAUAACAAGGAGGAGGACAGCAGUGUGAUUCACUAUGAUGAUAAAGCCAUUGAUAAACUGCUGGACCGAAACCAGGACGCCACUGAUGACACAGAGCUGCAGAGCAUGAAUGAAUACCUGAGCUCGUUUAAAGUGGCCCAGUAUGUGGUAAAAGAUGAGGAAGACGAGGAGGAAGUGGACAGGGAGAUCAUAAAGCAGGAGGAGAGUGUGGAUCCAGAUUACUGGGAGAAGUUACUGCGUCAUCAUUACGAGCAGCAGCAGGAGGUGUUGGCCAGUCACCUGGGGAAAGGCAAAAGGCCUCGCAAACCUGUCAACUACAACGACUGCUCACAGGAGGAACGAGAUUGGCAUGACGACCAGUCUGACAACCAAUCGGAUUAUUCCGUGGCCUCGGAGGAGGGAGAUGAGGACUUCGACGAGCGCUCCGAAGUGAACAACCGCAGGCCGAGUCGUAAAGGUCUUAGGAAUGAUAAAGAGAAGCCACUCCCCCCCCUGCUGGCCAGAGUGGGCGGGAACAUUGAGGUGUUGGGUUUUAACUCGCGUCAGAGGAAGGCCUUCCUUAAUGCAGUAAUGCGUUAUGGGAUGCCUCCACAGGAUGCCUUCACCACACAGUGGCUCGUCCGAGACCUGAGGGGCAAAUCUGAGAAAGAGUUCAAGGCAUAUGUCUCCCUGUUCAUGCGCCACCUUUGUGAACCGGGUGCUGAUGGUGCAGAGACCUUUGCUGAUGGAGUUCCUCGCGAAGGGUUGUCACGGCAACAUGUCCUUACACGCAUCGGUGUGAUGUCGCUGAUCCGGAAGAAGGUUCAAGAGUUUGAACAUGUGAAUGGUCAGUGGUCGAUGCCAUGGAUGAAGGAGCUCGAGGAGAAUAAAAGAGCAGCUGCUGUUGCUAUGGGCGAUGACCCCAAAACACCCUCUACUGAUACACCUGGAGACACACAACCCAACACACCUGCAGCAGAGGAGCUAUCCAAAGGGGAGGAGUCAGAACGAGAGAUGGAGGACAAGAUGGAGGGAGAGGGAGACAAAGACAGAAGGAAAAUCAGCAUGCAGGAUGAUGAGGUGAUUGAGAUUCCUGAUGAUGGAGAGACCAACCCAAGCCCGGAGAAGACAGUAACAGGACAGGAGAUUGAGGGAGAGAGCACAUCGUCCUCACUGGAAAAGGAUGGAGGGGUAAAGGACACAGAGGGAGAAAAAGAUAAAGAGAAGGAUGGAGAAAAAGAGGAGAGCUCUACAUGUUCUCUAAAAAAUGAAGUGGUCAAAGCGGAAAGGUCAGAGGUUGCCAGCACCCUAGAUUCUUCUCAGACCAAAGAAGAGAGCCGUGAGGAGAAGAGUGAAAAACCAGACAGCAACCCAACAGAGGAGGAGAAAAGAGAAGUGAAGGAGGAGAAGGAUGGUGUGAAACCGGAAGAGUCUCGGAUGAAUGGAGAUGAUGGAGGAGUGGACAGUGAGGAGAAGAAAAAACAUGUUAAACAGAGGUUCAUGUUCAACAUCGCUGAUGGAGGAUUCACAGAGCUCCACUCUCUGUGGCAGAACGAGGAGAGAGCUGCCACCGUCACUAAGAAGACUUAUGAUAUUUGGCACCGUCGCCAUGACUACUGGCUCCUGGCCGGCAUCAUACAACACGGCUACGCUCGCUGGCAGGACGUUCAGAAUGACCCGCGUUUCUCUAUCCUCAAUCAGCCCUUUAAAGGGGAGAUGAGCCGAGGGAACUUCCUGGAAAUCAAAAACAAAUUCCUUGCUCGCAGAUUCAAGUUGUUGGAGCAGGCACUGGUAAUAGAGGAGCAGUUGCGCAGAGCUGCGUAUCUGAACAUGAGUGAGGACCAGUCUCACCCCUCUAUGGCCCUGAACACACGUUUCAGUGAGGUGGAGUGUUUAGCUGAGUCUCACCAACACUUGAGUAAAGAGAGCAUGAUGGGAAAUAAACCUGCUAAUGCUGUACUGCACAAAGUACUUAAACAGUUGGAGGAGUUGCUUAGCGACAUGAAGGCUGAUGUCACUCGUCUCCCAGCGACCAUCGCCCGGAUUCCGCCGGUUGCCGUGCGAUUACAGAUGUCUGAGCGCAGCAUUCUGAGCCGUCUGGCCAGUCGGGGGGCAGAGGUCACCCAGACUCAGGCACCCCACUGACCCCUCAAGCUACCUACUGACCCCUGAGUGACCUUCCCUACUAUAGGCUGUGUCCUAGUCCAGAUUCUCUUCACUUGCUCACACGCUUUGUUCUGGACCAGGUGACAGAUACCAUUCUACAUUCACAUUAGCCAGUGACGACGUGACCUUUGCCCUUUCUCUAAAUGAAACUGUGUCCCAAUCCAAAUAAGAUAAAAGGAGAAAGAAUUCUAUAAAUCCGGCUGUGUUCCAGUCCAAAUUAGCUUCACCAGUAGAGCAGAGUGCUUUCACAUUAUCAUAUAUCAAUGACUUUAGAGAUCCCUUCUCCUGGCUGCGUCCCAAUCCAAAUGAGAAAGGAGGUGAAAGGGAGAACGGGGUUAUGAUUAGUGGGUGUUAGAUCCUGUACCAUUCACUCACUUCCAAGAGAAACCUCAUAGCUGAGGUUAUGACGUCAUUGACAGCAGACCAAUCAGAUAGAGGUUUUCUUUUUUCUAUGCAAAUGAGAGAAGGUGUGGCUAAAGAGCAGCUAUCGUAGUAAAGAUUUACAUUUCAGGUUGCGGUUGGAUAAAAUGUAACAAAGCGAAGCGCAACUUUAUAUCUUCCCACUUAAAACCACCGGUGAGAAUUCUACAAAAAGAAAGUUCAUGUUUAUCAUCGAAAGUGCUCGUUUCCCUUUUUUUUUUCUUUCAUAUAAGUAAAAAGAGUGACCUUCAUUUCUUACUCAAGUCUUUUAUUUCCAGUGACGUUAAUGUUGAUUAGAAAUCCAAAGUGGAAGGUUGGAGUGUGGAGAUAUUGUAGCUGAAUGCUGGACUUCCAGAAUUCAGUUCAGUUUCUCAUGAAUAUUCAUGUAUAUGUAAAUGAGCUCCAGAUGGUGUGAUGUCUGACAUCCCCUGCAUUAUUACUUCCUGUUUAUGACUGAAAAUUCCCUCCACAGAUCUCAGAGCUCUGAGCCUGAUUUUACACUGUGACCGUCACGGUGAUGGUGCGAAUGUUAAGGACGCCAUGGUCAUGUGUCAUGUAACAUCCCAUCACUGCUUUACCCCGAUGCCUGCGCCCAAAUUAUUACCGCACUCGUAUUGUAUAAUGGUCGGUUUUAGCUAGCCUGCUAAUCUUCACCAUGCCGUAGUGGCUUCGGCUGCGUUUCAAAUUACUAUCACACCUUCCCUGUGGGAUCCUGUAUUUAAUACACGAGGGACAGUGGUUUGGAAUACAGCCCUUGGACUGGAACACACACUCGUUACAUAACUGUUUACUGUUUUAUUUCACAUGUCUCAUUCACCAUUUCACACUCAUGGGCUCAUGGGCAUGUGUCCCAAAUCUCAUUAUGUCUAUACUAUAUGGAGUAGCACCAGAUGUACCACAGUAUAGUGUGUUAGCUAGAUAAGUGUGUAGGAUUCAGUUCUGCAUCUACACUAAAUGUGUCCCCUGAAUAGCACUGUUCUCCACUGUAUCUGAUUUGGUAAUGAUCCUUAGUAAACUCACUAAUGUGUUACAAAUCCCAUACUAGUGUACUCAUUAUAGACACUCUUUAAUGUUGUGGGGAUGUAGCCAGGAGAAAGGGCCCAGCUGUUCGCAUAGUGUUCAGUGUACGACUACUUCGGUUUGUGAUGCAGCCGAGCUGAGCAUUGCUGGUAACAUGCUACAUCUUUAGCUAGAUCCCUAACACAGCUCAGGUGGUGUACAUGUAGUGUACUAUUUCUCCGCACUAGUUAGUGCACUGGGAAUCAGAAGAUAGAGACUGGAACACACACUGAUGAUGAGGAUGAUGGUGUUUUUGUUUAUUCCACAUACUGUUUCCACACCCAGUCCCCACCCCCCUUCUUCACUGAUAAUGAUGUCACUCAGAAAGCCCCACCCUUUUUAUGAGCUCACUUUGUAAUUACUGUUGUUAUCCCCUUUAUUGUUUAUAGACAUUAAUAUUGUUGUUUUUUUGUUUGUUUUUUUUGAGACCUGCAAUAAAAAUCCUUAACAACAA
Messenger RNA from Silurus meridionalis, 8478 nucleotides. It is a transcript of the gene chd4b, whose product is annotated as chromodomain helicase DNA binding protein 4b. The coding region runs from base 675 to 6524 and encodes 1949 amino acids. Gene Ontology annotation, molecular function: chromatin binding; ATP-dependent chromatin remodeler activity; DNA binding. Gene Ontology annotation, cellular component: nucleus; NuRD complex; chromatin. The record is from RefSeq and is a predicted model, not a curated record. NCBI's taxonomy places the organism in Eukaryota, Metazoa, Chordata, Actinopteri, Siluriformes, Siluridae. The transcript is spliced from 40 exons. Gene Ontology annotation, biological process: negative regulation of transcription by RNA polymerase II; chromatin remodeling.